CAACGCUAGGGUUGGGAAGGGCGGGGGAGCCGCCGGUGGGGAGUUUCCUGUCGAAGGAGAUAGGAGAAGAUGGUCAAGUUCUUGAAACCUGGGAAGGCGGUGAUCAUCCUUCAGGGCCGGUUCGCCGGCAGGAAGGCGGUGAUCGUGAGGUGCUUCGACGAGGGCACCCGCGACCGUCCUUACGGCCAUUGCCUCGUCGCGGGCAUCCUCAAGUAUCCUAAGAAGGUCAUCCGCAAGGACUCGGCGAAGAAGACGGCCAAGAAGUCCCGCGUCAAGGCCUUCUUGAAGGUAGUGAACUACAGCCACAUCAUGCCCACCCGCUAUACCCUAGAUGUGGAUCUCAAGGACGCGGUCACCCUCGACGCCCUCCAGUCCCGGGACAAGAAGGUGGUCGCCUGCAAGGAGACCAAGGCCCGCUUCGAGGAGCGCUUCAAGACCGGCAAGAACCGGUGGUUCUUUACCAAGCUCCGCUUCUAAGAGAGGGGUAUACAGAUGAGAUGAGAUAAGAUGCUGCCUACUGCCUAGCGUUACUUUCUUAUUUUGUUUUCGAUUGCUUGGCGUAAUCGUCGUUAUUGUUAUGGUUGGUGUCAUUUGGAGUUGUUUAUUUGAUCUAGUAGACUAGUUGGCUCGUAACAGUUUUUGAUGGGGUAUUUUUUCUUAACCGGUUUAUGAGAUGAAUGGAUCCAGAUGAGUUCGAUAUAUGAAAAUGCUCUUAUUAAAUUGUCGUUUUA
This is a messenger RNA of Elaeis guineensis (African oil palm), 731 nucleotides long. RefSeq names its product large ribosomal subunit protein eL27x. NCBI's taxonomy places the organism in Eukaryota, Viridiplantae, Streptophyta, Magnoliopsida, Arecales, Arecaceae. Gene Ontology annotation, cellular component: ribosome. Gene Ontology annotation, biological process: translation. Gene Ontology annotation, molecular function: structural constituent of ribosome. The record is from RefSeq and is a predicted model, not a curated record.